AUGCCUCCUAUGCGUUCCACGCGUCGCAACGAGAGUGAUAAUGACUCUGAGCUCUCAGACGUUGACGUGGAUGAGAUAGAAAGUGUGGCUUUCUCAGACACCCCAAAAUCUGUCGCAAAUCCAGUCACCUCUGAUUCACCAGAAAUCGACGAGGUAAACGGCAAUCAGUCUGCUGUCGAUUCUCGCACUGUCUCAACAUCAUCGAAUAUAGCGCCAAAUGGUGAAACCAUCAAUCUUGACACCCAACCACCAUCUGAGGAUGAAGGCGACCAAGAAGAAGGCUUCUUAACGGCAUCCGAGUCUCCUCUGGAGAGUAAGGUGUUGACACCUCAAAGCAAUGAAAUCCGAGAAGAGAAGUCCUCUACCACAGAAAUGGAGCCUAAGAAUGACGCAUCAGAAUCAUCAUCGAAAACUUUGAAGAGAAAAUCUUCCCCGAGCGAAUCUCCCAAGAAAGCUUCUUCGAGUUUUGCAACCCAAAGAUCACAUCUUCGGCAAGAUAUUGCUACGCCAAGGCAAACCUCCGCAGUGGUCUCUGAGCGUCAGUCUGCCGGCCAUAAUAAAUCACCAUCCGCUUCAAGCAAGGUCGAAGAAGAGUCUGCCCGUUUGCGAGAAGUAUUAUUGCAUGUGUCAAUCGAGGCAACUCAAGCAAUAUUGCGCGAGCAGUGGAGGAGCUUCAUCUUUACGAAUGCAGCAGAUAGCCACGUCACCUUUAUUCUCCGCGCUGGUUUGAAGAAUGCCAGUCCAGAUAUUCUUGCGCGAAUCUUCAAAGAUUCCGGUGUCAUGAAAGAUACUUUGGUGGAUGCCAUUAGCCCUAAACAGCCCAUUGUCGCCAAGGUUCUCAAGAACGCUUCUUCAAAUCAGCUCUUAGAUCUCGUACCCAGCAAGAUUCUCGACCAAGCCCUGUCCGAGCGAUUGAAGAAUGUUCCGGCCAAAACACUUAUACGAUGGCUUGCUGAGGCCGAUAGACUUGGCUACAGUAUUGAUGAUAUCUUGGACGAAACCGAUGAGACUGUCAUACCAAAGAUGCCAAGUAGGGCACAAAGCAAUGAUGAUAGUGAUACUGACAUGACAUAUGACGAACCGAGAAACCCCGAAAUGAUAUAUGAUGAACCAAGAUCCUCCGAACCUCAAUCAUUGGAUCCUCUUCUAGCUGAACAGCAACGAGUCAUCGCCGCUCAAAAGGCUCAACUCGAUGCCCAAUUAAACACCCUUGCUGAUUUGCGAUGUCCCACAUGCAAUUAUAAGUUUGAUACCGUUAGAGGGUACAACUUUCAUCGAUCGAAAAAUGUCUGUACUAAGAUUCAGCCCUCCGGAUUGAAGUUUUAUUGCAGCAAUUGUGCGCAAGGAUUUACGACCAAGCAAGGAAUGCUAUAUCAUGAAAAGAAGCGCGUUUGUCUCGGGGAAGAAGGACAGGAAGAUGAUGAAAUCAUUAUUCCAACCCACCAAGAACGUCAAACUUUUGUCUCGCAUCUGCAACGAUCUCGAAAUCCAUUAGAUUUUCAAACCGAAAUGCAUGCUGAGCACCAACCGCACAAUCCGAACAUCCAGGUAUCAAUCCGAAAUAUCCCUCGACCACCCCUCCAUACUCCAAAAGUCUCAAAGAAGCUUGCAUCAAUCAUCGCUGCCUCCCCAUUCGAUAGUGGGACUCGUCACUCACCAUCUGAACUCACCCCAGAGAAACACGCUGCUCUAGAAGCUGCUCUCCAGGCAGUCGAAGACAAAUUCGCUAGUGAUAAAGCCACCAUCCCAGCCGACUGGCCUGCAGAUAAACGAGAGGCACGACUCACUUCACUCAAAAACGGAAACGCAUCUCGCAAAUCUCAAAUUCGCAAAUCGUUUGGUGUCACUCUUCGUAUGCGCGACAAGGAUAAGGAAGCAAAGAAAAGACGUGAGGUUUUGAGUACGCGUUCUCCAUCAGUACCUGGGGUAGGAUACCGAGUUGAUGAGUUCCACAAUCCAUCACUAACCAGCUAUUCAUUCGGUGCUCGGCAAACGAGUCAAGGUUCACCGGCGACGAGUGUGAGAAUGGAAAUGGUGGAUAUGAGACCUGCUACAGGCUUUUCGCCAAUUAAUCAACCGCAACCGCAACAUCCAUAUCCAUCUCCAUAUUCACAAGCACCACAAGGUCACACCAUGAUGCAGCACUCUGUCCCUUCCCAAACUCAAGAAUUUCUUCACCGAUUUCCACCUGUGGGACCGGUAGGAAAUAUGUCGCAUAUGGCUUAUGGGAAUCCGGGUUUGGCUCAACACGUAAGUCCUUAUGGACCCGGACCUGGACCUAUAAAUGGACCUAUGGGUGGACCUGUAAAUGGACCUAUGACUGGAACUCCACAACAGGGAUACAGAGCGCAAGAUCAUGCGAAUAAGAGAGUAAAAAGAAAUUCAAAUGCAGGGACGAUAUGGGCGGACCAAGAAAGAAGUCGACAUUUCGCACCGCUGAAUUCGGCGCCAAUUGCGAUGUCGAUGGCGAUGCAGGGGAGUCAACCUGUAUCAGGAUUGAGAGGUGGAGUUAUGGGUCUGGAUGGAGCUGGAGUUGAAGGGUAUAGUAGACCGAGAUCGGGCGGGUCGAGUGGGGUUGAGAGGAUUGGAGGACUAGGAAAUGGAAAUGGAAAUGGGGUCGGAGCUAUUAAGAGGGUGCCGGUGAAGGGCUUACAGAGGAGGUGGGAGGCGUUGAAUGGGAAGGGGCCGGGUGUGAGAGCGGAGGCUGAGGCGGAGGCGGGUGUCAUUAUGAGUGUCGAGAGGGCUGGAGGAAAUGAAAUUGCUUCGGAGGAAAAUAGAGAUGUGGUGAUGGAAAAGGGUAAGAAGCCGAUGGUUGGAGGGGCAGUGAAUGUGGUGGAUUUGAUUAGUGAGGAUGAGAGUGGGGAUGAGAGUGGGGCUGAGAAUGAUCCGGUUAGUGAGGAUGAGUGA
Molecule: messenger RNA, 2907 nt
Organism: Sclerotinia borealis F-4128
Lineage: Eukaryota; Fungi; Ascomycota; Leotiomycetes; Helotiales; Sclerotiniaceae
Source: the annotation of a GenBank genome assembly